Triticum turgidum subsp. durum (durum wheat) is the source of this 789-nucleotide messenger RNA. The record is from the annotation of a GenBank genome assembly. Lineage: Eukaryota; Viridiplantae; Streptophyta; Magnoliopsida; Poales; Poaceae.
AUGAUGGGCUCGCUGCCCCUGCUCUUCUCCCUGCUGGUGGUUUCUGGGGUCGGGGUCGGCGGCGGCGUGAGGCUGGCGGGCAAUGGCGGGUACGAGGACUGGAGGCUGGGCACGGCGACCUACAUCAAGGAGUCCCAGGGCCACCCGCUCAAUGACGGUGGCGGCGCUUGCGGGUACGGGGACCUGGACAUAUUCAGGUACGGGAGGUACACGGCCGGCUUGAGCGGCGCGCUGUUCGGGCGUGGCAGCGCCUGCGGCGGCUGCUACGAGCUCCGGUGCGUGAACAACAUCCUCUAUUGCCUGCGGGGCAGCCCCACCGUGGUCGUGACGGCGACCGACUUCUGUGCCCCCAACUUCGGCCUCGCCGACGACUACGGCGGCUGGUGCAACUUCCCCAAGGAGCACCUGGAGAUGACCGAGGCCGCAUUCCUCCGGGUCGCCAAGGCCAAGGCUGACAUUGUCCAGGUGCAGUUCCGAAGGGUGAGCUGUGACAGGGCCGGCGGCAUUCGGUUCACCAUCACCGGCGGCCCCAACUUCCUCCAGGUGCUGAUCACCAACGUGGCAGCAGACGGCGAGGUCGACGCCGUGAAGGUGAAGGGGUCGAAGACGGGGUGGAUACCGAUGGGGAGGAACUGGGGGCAGAACUGGCAGUGCGACGCGGACCUCCGAGGCCAGCCUCUGUCGUUCGAGGUCACCGGAGGAAAGGGCAGGACGAUCACAAUGUAUAACGUCGCGCCUUCGGACUGGAUGUUUGCGCAAACGUUUGCAGGCAAGCAGUUCGUCGAGUAG